Molecule: messenger RNA, 2283 nt
Organism: Ictalurus furcatus (blue catfish)
Lineage: Eukaryota; Metazoa; Chordata; Actinopteri; Siluriformes; Ictaluridae
Gene: mat2b
Product: methionine adenosyltransferase II, beta
Exons: 7
Coding region: 566-1570 (334 amino acids)
Biological process (GO): S-adenosylmethionine biosynthetic process
Cellular component (GO): methionine adenosyltransferase complex
Molecular function (GO): methionine adenosyltransferase regulator activity
Source: RefSeq, a predicted model, not a curated record
UGUGCGUUAAAACGACUGAUAAAUGUAGCAACUGAUUGUUGUCACAUUGUUCUGUGAUAUUUAUUUUUACGUAGGCUAUAUCAGAGCAGUUAUAAAAUGUGCUCACUUGAACAUUGAGUAAAGGGAAAGACAAAAGGUCCUAGCAGUUGCAAAUAGCAAAUUUUAUACAGAACAUUAAUUGCAACGGUAGCCAAAUGUCAGCAGUACUGAUUAUUAUAUGUUCAGAUAAUGCGGUAAAUUAUGUUCCCUUUAUGGCUGUAUGUGUACAUAUCACGAAACUAUUUCUUAUUCUGUUUUUAGUUUAUAACUUUUGUGCUGCACUACGAUGCGACAGAUAUCAGAAUAAUGCCAAACUGCGCCAUUCGGUGUAGUAUUGACGCGGUGGAUGUUUCCCUAAUUCACGCAUGCGCAAAUUCCCUCUAAUCUUUCCUGUCAUUUUAUGGUUCCUAAAGUUUAACCAGCACUUCUGUCAAGACUUGUCGCGUGUGUUUGCUAUUAUGUUGGGUUUUACCUGCUGAAUUUAGGCAGUGGCGCUUUGUAAAUUUGGUCAAGUAACGAUAGUAACAUGAGCAUCAGGGAGAAGGAGCUAAAGAUCCGUUUUAGCCCAGGUCACGUAGAGCUCGUGCAGGAGGAUGUGUGCACUCCAUGCCGGCGUGUGCUGGUGACCGGAGCCACUGGUCUACUUGGACGUGCAGUCUACAAGGAGUUCCAGAACAAUGACUGGGAGGUCCUGGGGUGUGGAUACACUCGCGCUCGGCCUCGUUUCCUCAGCUGCAACCUGCUGGAUGAGGAGGCUGUGCGGGCGGUUAUUCACAACUUCCAGCCUCAUGUGAUCGUACACUGUGCUGCUGAGAGAAGGCCUGAUGUGGUGGAGCAUCACACUGAAGCAGCCUUGAACCUGAAUGUACAUGCAUGCGCUACAUUGGCAAAAGAAGCAGCUGGCAUCUUUCUGAUCUACAUUAGCACUGAUUAUGUGUUUGAUGGACGCAAUCCCCCAUAUGGAGAAAAUGACACCCCCAACCCGUUAAACAUGUAUGGGAAAUCAAAGCUUAAGGGGGAAGAGGAGAUACUCCGACACUGUCCAGGUGCUGCAAUACUCAGGGUGCCCAUUCUCUAUGGAGAGGUGGAGAAGGUUGAGGAGAGUGCCGUCACUGUGCUGUGGGAUCGCAUUCAGGAUGGAGCUGAGAGCUCAACUGUAGACCACUGCCAGCAGCGCUUCCCCACCUAUACCAGCGAUGUUGCACGUGUCUGCAGGUACAUGGCUGAUCGAUGUCUUCAGGACUCAUCCUUGCACGGGAUCUUCCAUUAUUCUGGAAAAGAACAGAUGACUAAAUAUGAGAUAGCCUGUGCUAUUGCAGAUGCGUUUAACCUACCCAGGAGUCACCUGAUACCGUUGACCGAGCAGCCUGCUGGAGCCGGCGCUCAGAGGCCGCAGAAUGCUCAGUUAGAAUGUUCUCGUCUGGACCUGCUUGGGCUGAGUGUGGAACCAACUCCCUUUAAAACAGCAAUUAGAAAUUGUCUCUGGCCAUUCCUCCAUGAUAAACGCUGGAGACAGACCGUCUUUCACUGAACGACAAAGCAUACAUUCUUGAGUUUUAGUCAGAAAAUAGGGCCAAAUCUGUUCACAAGUUAAACAGCUUUUGUUGAUGUUAUAUUAAUGCACACAGUGACUAAUGUAUUAUUUUAUUCUUAUUUUCAUUGCACUAUAGGUAAUAGUAUUGUUGCUUAAGGCAGUUGAGGAUAAUUUGUGUAUAGGUUUUAACCACUUUCUGUCACGAAUGUAGUAAAAAGCAAACUGUCUGGGAGAUUAUCUAAGUGUACCCAGGAUGACCAUAUAAUACAUAUACAAACAGCCUGCUUGGUCCAUAUUGCAGAACACUGUGCAUUUUGUUAAGUUUUUGUUAAGUAAAUUCUGAUUUUCUUCUGUUUGACAAAUUCCCAGCAAAUGUGAAAAUAAUUAAAAAUAAAUAAAUAAAGGAAAACUAUUUAGCUUGAAAUAUCUGAUCUCUUAUUUUCAGAUUGUGCUUCCAAUUUCGUGGUAACAGUUUGGGGAAGGUGACAUGGUAUGAUGGCCCGACGAUCAAUUGUCCACAUACUUUUGACCAUAUAGUGUAUCUUCAAACAAAUAAGUUGAGAGAGACAUCAUAAAUGUCAAAGUUAAAAUAAUUUUAAAAAUAUAUAAUCAAAACAAUAAAGAACAUUUUUCUUUCAGAUUGUUAGCUCUUUCUAAUAAUAUUAUUUUUUUCCAUUCUUCAUAAGUUUUCCAGUAAACUGAAAUGAAUG